Dalotia coriaria is the source of this 935-nucleotide messenger RNA. RefSeq names its product protein Malvolio-like. The coding region runs from base 1 to 843 and encodes 280 amino acids. Gene Ontology annotation, cellular component: apical plasma membrane. The record is from RefSeq and is a predicted model, not a curated record. NCBI's taxonomy places the organism in Eukaryota, Metazoa, Arthropoda, Insecta, Coleoptera, Staphylinidae. Gene Ontology annotation, biological process: manganese ion homeostasis; response to manganese ion; metal ion transport. The transcript has 4 exons. Gene Ontology annotation, molecular function: cadmium ion transmembrane transporter activity; manganese ion transmembrane transporter activity; iron ion transmembrane transporter activity.
AUGUCGUACAUCGAACAGAUGGUGAUUUCGAUAGCUGAUUUUUCUUCAUCUCAGCCUCGAUUCGAAGGCGCCGAAGUUCAAAUUCAACAAAUUGUUUUUGUUGUCACUGUUUUCGGUUACGGAUUGUAUCAAACUACUAAUAAUCAGUUAUUAGAACAAUGUGAUAAGAAUGAUAUUGACGCAUCAGAUGUAUUUCCGGCAAACGAUAAAUUCGUAGAAGCUGACCUUUAUAAAGGUGGAAUAUUCUUGGGAUGUACAUUCGGAGCUGCAUCUUUGUACAUCUGGGCGAUCGGUAUUCUCGCAGCUGGACAAAGCUCUACCAUGACUGGAACCUACGCCGGGCAGUUCGCGAUGGAAGGUUUUCUGAAUCUAAAAUGGGCCAGGUGGAAGCGAGUUCUUUUCACAAGGACCAUCGCGAUCAUUCCGACAUUUUGCACUGCAUUCUUCAGUGACAUCGAGGAUCUAACAGGAAUGAAUGACGUGCUUAAUGCUGUCAUGAGCUUACAACUGCCCUUUGCAGUUAUUCCAACAAUAGCAUUCACGAGCAAUAAAAAUAUUAUGGGUGAAUUUGUUAAUGGAAUCGUGAUUAAAAUUGUUACAUUGCUAUUGGCAAUUGUGAUCAUUGGAAUUAACAUAUAUUUCGUAUCGUCAACUAUUACGGAAUUAGAAUUAUCAGCAGGACCUCUUGUUGGAGUUGCUAUUGGUGGUACUUUGUAUCUUUUAUUAUGUUUGUACCUGACUAUUCAUCUGAUAGCGUCGAUUUCGGAAACGGUCGCGCAGAAGCCAUUAAUCAAAAAGUAUUUCUUCAUCGAGCAUGAUCGACAACUAAGUUUAGAUCUUUAACUAAUUUAAUUACACUAAUAUUAAUUAAUUCUAAGUUUUAACUAGUUCUAACACUUUUACAUAUAACCUCUAAAUAUAUUUUUUUCAAAUAA